GGUUGCAAGCAACUCUUACACUCGACUUUCAUGAAUAUUUUUUAUUUGUCUGAGGUGUAAUUCUUCAUUUAGACGCUCAUACUCAUGUCUAACCACGAUGAUGGGAUCGAGCGAUACGACGUGACACCGAUUUUGGAGUCUCGGUACUUUAUUCUCCCCACUUCCGCAGCACUAGUGGGGGUAUUCAUUGGAGCGGUGCGUGGAUCUCGCCUUGCGUCACUUCGUUUUCUCGCGGAGAACGCACACCGGCCACCGAAGACGAUUCGGGGAUGGUAUCUCUACAAUAAAACGAAAAAUUACAAAAGAAUGGCUGCUGGACUUUUAUCUGGUGGCAAGGAAGGAGUUAAACUCGGGGUUACAGCACUGGUUUGGGUUGGGAUUGAGGAUGGAUUAGGACGGUGUGGGAAGGAUUUCGAUGAUUGGAAAGAGGUUGGAGCUGGUGUUGGUACUGCGGGGGCGUUCUCUGUUGUUUACCGACUACGAUGGCGUACUGCAGGUCGUGCAUUAUUGCUUGGAUCGAUGAUUGGUGGAGGAAUGGGAUUUCUACGAUGGGUUAGAGAAUACUUGAAGAGAGCCGUGGAGUCAGAUUUAUCCUAAAAUUUUUAAAGUGAGCUCGGCUGGUAGUCUUCUUAAAACAGUAGGGAGCCUCGAACCAGCUCCACCACAUAUCAUAAAAUGAGGUCCGCUCCACUUU
This is a messenger RNA of Suillus bovinus, 694 nucleotides long. RefSeq lists its product as uncharacterized. The record is from RefSeq and is a predicted model, not a curated record. Lineage: Eukaryota; Fungi; Basidiomycota; Agaricomycetes; Boletales; Suillaceae. The coding region runs from base 85 to 597 and encodes 170 amino acids. The transcript is spliced from 2 exons.